AACCAAAACGGUUUCUCUCUCCUUCUCUCUUUCUCUCUCUUCUUCACUUUCCCGAGAAAAUAUCUGAGAAAAUCCGGGAAAAUUGGCUUGAGAAAGAGAGGUGUGUUUUCUCUCCACCCACCCAUGAAGAUCCACCGUGGCGACCCCUCUUGGGGUCGUCUUUGCCCUCAAUUUGCCAUGGCAUUGGCCGUGCUUCUUCUUUCUGCUAAUGUAGGAUUGGUUGCCGGUGAUGCCUACGUGUAUGCUUCUCCUCCACCGCCGUCUUACGAGUAUAAGUCGCCGCCGCCACCGACUUACUCUCCUCCUCCGGUUUAUGAGUACAAAUCUCCACCACCACCGUCUCCGUCUCCUCCUCCACCGUACUACUACAAAUCUCCACCGCCUCCUGUCUACUCUCCACCUCCACCGUACUAUUAUAAGUCUCCUCCACCACCAUCGCCCUCGCCUCCACCACCGUAUUACUACAAGUCCCCACCACCACCAUCGCCAUCUCCUCCUCCGCCAUACUACUACAAAUCUCCUCCACCUCCGGUGUAUUCUCCUCCUCCACCGUACUAUUACAAGUCUCCACCACCUCCGGUGUAUUCUCCUCCUCCACCCUACUACUAUAAAUCUCCACCACCUCCGGUGUAUUCUCCUCCACCGGUUUAUUCCUACAAAUCUCCACCACCACCAACUUACUCGCCACCACCAGUGUACUACUCUCCACCAAAGCCCUACACGCCGCCACCAGUUUAUUAUUCUCCUCCACCAAAGGUGUACACUCCACCCUACUACUCACCACCAAAAUACUCGCCGCCACCGGUUUACUACUCUCCACCACCUAAGGCGUACACUCCACCCUACUACUCACCACCAAAAUACUCACCGCCACCGGUUUACUACUCUCCACCACCGAAGUCAUACACUCCACCCUACUAUUCUCCACCAAAAUACUCGCCACCACCGGUGUACUACUCUCCACCGCCGAAGUCGUACACUCCACCCUACUACUCUCCACCAAAAUACUCGCCACCACCGGUGUACUACUCUCCACCACCGAAGUCGUACACUCCACCCUACUACUCACCACCAAAAUACUCGCCUCCACCGGUUUACUACUCUCCACCACCAAAAUCUUACACUCCACCCUACUACUCACCACCGACUUACUCGCCACCACCAGUUUACUACUCUCCACCACCAAAGGCUUAUACUCCACCUUACUACUCCCCACCAAAAUACUCGCCACCACCGGUUUACUACUCACCACCACCACCAGUUUAUUACUCGCCACCACCAAAGGCUUACACUCCACCCUACUACUCACCACCAAAAUACUCGCCACCACCGGUUUACUACCCUCCAACACCAAAGCCCUACACUCCACCAUACUACCCGCCACACCACCACUUAGUUUUCAAGGUGGUCGGAAAAGUCUAUUGUAUCCGAUGCUAUGACUGGGCCUACCCCGAAAAAUCACACGACAAGAAGCACCUUAAAGGAGCUGUUGUGGAAGUUAGUUGCAAGGCAGGAAAGGAAGAGGUAGUAGCUUAUGGAAAGACUAAGAGCAAUGGCAAAUAUAGCAUUGAAGUUAAGGGAUUUGACUAUGCUAAAUAUGGAGGCAAGGCUUGCAAGGCUAAGCUCCAUGCACCCCCGAAGGGCUCGCCGUGCAACAUCCCGACCAACCUUCACUGGGGCAAGGUCGGUGCCAUUUUGAAGGUUAAGUCCAAGACUAAAUACGAGGUCGUGCUGUACGCCAAGCCUUUUGCUUAUGCUCCAAAGAAGCCCUACCAUGAGUGCAUAAAGCCUAAGCCUUACUAUCCACCUCCCUACGUCUACAAGUCACCACCACCUCCUGUCUACUCUCCUCCCCCGGUGUACUAUUACAAAUCGCCUCCUCCUCCCGUCUACUCUCCUCCCCCAGUGUACUAUUACAAGUCACCACCACCUCCAGUGUACUCUCCUCCUCCAGUAUACUACUACAAGUCACCACCUCCUCCAGUGUACUCUCCUCCUCCACCGUACUAUUACAAGUCACCACCACCUCCAGUCUACUCUCCUCCUCCACCGUACUACUACAAGUCACCUCCUCCUCCAGUCUACUCUCCUCCCCCGCCGUACUACUACAAGUCACCACCUCCUCCCGUCUACUCUCCUCCUCCACCGUACUACUACAAGUCACCACCACCUCCAGUGUACUCUCCUCCUCCACCAUACUACUACAAGUCACCUCCUCCUCCAGUGUACUCUCCUCCUCCACCGUAUUACUACAAGUCACCACCACCUCCAGUGUACUCUCCUCCUCCACCGUACUACUACAAGUCACCCCCACCACCCGUCUACUCUCCUCCUCCAGUGUACUACUACAAGUCACCACCUCCACCAGUCUACUCUCCUCCCCCGCCAUACUACUACAAGUCACCACCACCUCCAGUGUACUCUCCUCCCCCACCGUACUACUACAAGUCACCACCACCUCCAGUCUACUCUCCUCCCCCACCGUACUACUACAAAUCACCACCUCCUCCCGUUUACUCUCCUCCUCCACCGUACUACUACAAGUCACCACCUCCUCCAGUCUACUCUCCACCCCCACCAUACUACUACAAGUCACCACCUCCUCCCGUCUACUCUCCUCCCCCGCCAUACUACUACAAGUCACCCCCACCUCCGGUCUACUCUCCUCCUCCACCAUACUACUACAAGUCCCCACCACCACCAUCUCCAUCACCUCCUCCACCAUACUAUUACAAAUCUCCUCCCCCUCCUUCACCUUCUCCUCCUCCCCCGUACUAUUACAAAUCUCCCCCACCACCCGUGAAAUCACCACCCCCCGUUUACAUUUACGCAUCGCCGCCGCCACCUCCACCAUAUUAAGCUCUAAAAAAGUUCAACCCCAAUCUUGUUUUCUUUUCAAUAGCGGAAUAAAUAAAGGCUUCAUUAAUGAAAUAGUUAAAGGUGGAGAAUUCAGCCCAUUGAAUAAUAAGGAUCCAUUCGCAAGAACACAUCACCAUUCAAACACUCAUAGAUUGGACCAGAUUGCAUGUUCUUCCCUUGUUGCUAUCUUCCAUAUCAUCUUAUUAAGUGGCUUCAAGGGCUCAAUACGCAUCAAUGGCAGGGCUUGGAAAUUGCAGAAGAUUAUUGAUUGUUUGUGAUUUUAAAUAGUGAAGCCUUUUGUUAUUUGUUUAAAUUAUCUCAUUUGUGAAUAGAUUAAGUGCGCAUUUGUGUUAAGAUUUGGGAUUUUGUGUUCAAUUUGGGUUAUUUAUUUCAUUAUGGUGUCUAUUU
This is a messenger RNA of Cucurbita pepo subsp. pepo (vegetable marrow), 3267 nucleotides long. RefSeq lists its product as uncharacterized. Gene Ontology annotation, molecular function: structural constituent of cell wall. NCBI's taxonomy places the organism in Eukaryota, Viridiplantae, Streptophyta, Magnoliopsida, Cucurbitales, Cucurbitaceae. The record is from RefSeq and is a predicted model, not a curated record. Gene Ontology annotation, biological process: plant-type cell wall organization.